AUGGAAGCGAUCGGCGACGACGAUGAGCUAAGAAAGAGCACAGCUUCUCAGGGGAGAAGAAUCUCCUCUACGAUUCUUCUUCUUCUUCUUCUUCUGUUAAUCUCCUUGAGCUCGAGGGUUUCUGGUUCGAUAGACGAAUCCGGAAGAAGAGUGAUUGAAGCGAGAACUGGGCAAGACUUGAUUUGGGUUGUUCAGCUAUCGGAUCUCCAUUUCAGUGUUCAUCACCCAGAAAGAGCCCUUGAUUUCAAAAACAUAGUGGGAUCUGCUCUCUCUCUGAUCAACCCUUCUCUUGUCCUUAUCACCGGCGAUCUCACAGAUGGGAAGAGCAAAGACAUGUUAACAAUGAAGCUAAAUGAAGAUGAGUGGUUAGAAUAUGAGAGUGUGAUGCAGGAUGUUGUGAAGAGAAGUGGGUUGAAUAAGUCACUAUUCUAUGAUCUUAGAGGUAACCACGACAACUUUGGUGUUCCCUCUGUUGGUUCAUCUGUUGAUUUCUUCUCCAAGUAUAGCAUCAAUGCACAGAUGGGAAGGAAAGAGAAUGUUAACGCCGUCACUGUUGAGACUAGUGAACGUAAACAUUUGUUUGUUGGUGUUGACACAACGAUGCAUAUUGGACUACGAGGACCCACGAAUCUCUUUGGGCACCCAACUGAUGAACUUUUGAGCUCGCUUGACACACACCUGUCGCAGUGGGACAACCAAUCAACAAAGCCUGUGACGAAGAUAUCAUUUGGGCAUUUUCCGUUGUCCUUCUCGGCGCUGACACAUUCUAAGAAGAGCCUUAAAGAUGUUUUCUUGAAGCACUCCAUCUCUGCUUAUCUGUGUGGCCAUCUUCACUCAAGGUUUGGCAAGAACCUUAAAAGACACCAUCACUCUGGUGGUGGUAUCAGUUUAUCAGAUAAUGACUUGUUUCAGCUGAAUAUGAGGCAGAGUAGUGUUGAAAGCACUUCCAACUGCUCGUUUGGAGCCUUGCCAGCUGCAGAGUUCUGGGAAUGGGAGAUGUGUGGUUAG
This is a messenger RNA of Microthlaspi erraticum, 1008 nucleotides long. Lineage: Eukaryota; Viridiplantae; Streptophyta; Magnoliopsida; Brassicales; Brassicaceae. The record is from the annotation of a GenBank genome assembly.